UUUCAAGCAGUACGACGGAGCGGCGAGCCAAGUCGGUUGGUCGCAACUUGCAUCCGCGCCUCCUCGAGUUGGCCGCAGGUGCAGGAGCACAGGAAAAGGAACAUCCUUCAGCAGGCGAGUGCGUCAUGUAUGAAUAGCAAUUGGGUUUGCCGCGACGGGGACUUUCGUAAGGCGAGAUCGAGGCGCGAUGCUGGAUUCUGCACGGCGGAUCGUGGCCGCCUGCGUGGCCCCCGCCUUGGCCGCCGGCCUCCGGGGAAGCCGAGGGGUGUACCCGACCUGCAACCCAUCGCUGAUGCCGGCGCCCGACCUGCGCAGACGCUAACUCGCCUGGCCGCCUCAUGAGGCCGCCCCUCGGCAUGUUCGCCGCUCUGCUGCUGGCGACCUCUUCGUUGCUCGCUCUUACACGUGGCGUGUCCGCUGUGACGAUCAACGUGGCGGCCGUCUUUGACGUUGGCGAGUCACCAGCGCUAAUGAAGAAUCUGAACCGCGGUUUCAGCGUCCUCAACCGGGACAUCCUGCGCGAGGUGAAUGUCACCCUGGCGCUGGUGUCCCUGCCCGUUGGCGAAGACGAACUUAACAUCUCGAACAGCAGCAGGCCCAGUGGCAGCAUGGACGGCGCGAUUCGUGAUUUUUGCGCGGCCCUUGAGCGUCACCGGGUGGUUGCUGCGCUGGUAGUUGGCUCGGGGGCGGCCGCUCGUGGCGUCGUCAUGGCCGCUGGGGCCGCCGCCGUGCCUGUCAUCUGGGCGAGGAACGACUCCAAUGCACCGCUCUACCAUCAGGCCAUGUCGGCGUUCGAGGUGCACGUGGACGCGUCGUGGAGCGAGGUGUCGGCCGCGAUCAGGCGGCUGCUGCUGGCCGCGCACUGGCACUCGUACAGCGUCGUGUCCGACGCGACGCCGGGCGCCGCGGCGGUGCGUGCGGCGCUGGCGCCGCCGGCGGCAUCGUCGAGCGUGGUGCUGCGUUCGGAUGCGUCGCCAGUGGCCGUGUUCCACCGUCUGGCCGAGCUGCAGCGUGCCACACGCGGCGUCGUCGUUUUGCUGGCUGACGCGACGGUCGUCGCCACAGUGCUGCGUCAGGCGCACCGUCUGCACAUGCUCAGCUCUGACUGGGUUUGGCUGAUGGUGGACACGACCGGCGUCGCCUCCGCCGUCCACGACGACCUGCCGCUCGGCAUGCUCAGCCUUAGGCCAAAACCGGCCAGGCUCCACCUCAAACAGACUCUUCGCGCUCUACUCAAAACACUAGCGCUGGUGAUGAAAAAGGCUGUGACGCGCACCUGGCUGCCCAUGGACACGGCCGGCGGGACGCCUGACCUGCGACCGUCGUGCUUCAGAACCACCGGCCGACAGACCAGGUUCGCCAACAAAUUCGUCAGAGAGUUGCGGGGCGCGGUGGAUUCGGCGCUGGCCGGCGAGUCUGCGGACCCAGAAGUGGCGCCUCUCGCCUCCGCCUUUGACCUACUUAACCUGGUGGCGCCAGAACAAGGUGACGAAUUGGCGUGGCGGUCCGUGGGCAACGUGACGGGCCGCAAGGUGUCCCUGGAGACGAUCGUGUGGCCGGGCGGGGACAUCGUGGGCCCAUCGCCCGGCGGCCGCAGCGUGUUCCGCGUGGUGACGGCGCUGGCGCCCCCCUUUGUGAUGGAAGGCCUCCUGGAGGACGGCCAGUGCCUGCGGGGUCUCAAGUGCCACCGGGUGCCACCCCACGUGGGCGCGCACCAGGACAACCUCACCCUGCUCUUUUCCUGGGAGCCCGAGGAGGAGCUGACCGCCGACCACCCGCUGCGGCCCACCUGCUGCUACGGCCUCUCCAUGGACCUCCUCGAGAACGUCGCCCAGGAACUCGAGUUUGACUUUCAUCUCUACCUGGUCAGCGACGGCUUCUACGGCUCCCGGGUUUGGUCUAAAGACGAACAGAGACAAAGGUGGAACGGCAUCAUCGGCGACCUGGUGUCAGGUGCUGCGCAUAUGUCGUUCGCCGCUUUGUCGGUGACGUCGGCGCGUUCCGAAGUGGUGGACUACUCGACGCCAUACUACUACAGCGGCAUCUCGCUGCUGGUGGCGCCCAACCAGAACAACGAAAUCCCGCUGCUGGCCUUCCUGCUGCCCUUCAGCCCCGAGCUGUGGGUGGCCAUCUUCACGUCGCUCAACGUGACGGCGAUCGCGGUGGCCAUCUACGAGUGGCUCAGCCCAUUUGGCCUCAAUCCGUGGGGUCGGCAGCGCAGCAAAAACUUCAGCCUGUCGUCGGCGCUGUGGGUCAUGUGGGGCCUGCUGUGCGGCCACUUGGUCGCCUUCAAGGCGCCCAAGUCGUGGCCAAACAAGUUUCUCAUCAACAUCUGGGGCGGAUUCUCGGUCAUCUUCGUCGCCAGCUACACGGCCAACAUUGCGGCUUUGAUCGCCGGACACUUUUUCCAGAACUCCCCAAGCUACCAUGACAGGAGUCUCCUGUCUCAGCGGGUGGGCUCGGCACGUUCUUCGGUGUCCGAGUACUACGUGCAGACAAGCAACCAGCCCCUGUGGGAGCACAUGCAACAGUACACGCUGCGCAACUUGGAGGAGGGCGUGCAUCGGCUCAGAAACGGCUCGCUGGACAUGCUGAUCGGAGACACGCCCGUGCUCGAUUACUACCGCGCCAACGAUCCCGGCUGCAAGCUGCAGGCCUACGGAGAUCCCAUUAGUCACGACAUGUACGCCAUCGGCACAAACAAGGGCUUCCCUCUAAAAGACAGCAUCUCUGCUGUGAUCGCCAAGUACGCGAGCAACGGCUACUUGGACAUCCUGCAGGAGAAGUGGUACGGCGGACUGCCGUGCUUCCGUCUGGAAAAUAACAUGGUGCAACCGCGACCGUUAGGGGUGACGGCGGUGGCUGGGGUCUUCCUCUUGCUUGGCCUCGGCAUGCUGGUUGGCCUUUUGAUCCUGAUUGUAGAGCACGUCUUCUACCGCAAUUUCCUGCCUUCGCUGAGGAGCAAACCCAAAGGCACCGUUUGGCGCAGCCGCAACGUCAUGUUCUUCAGCCAGAAAUUGUACCGCUUCAUUAAUUGCGUCGAGUUGGUGAGCCCGCACCACGCGGCCCGCGAGCUGAUGCACACCCUCAGGCAAGGUCACAUCACCAGCCUAUUCCAAAAGAGUGUCAAGCGGAAGGAACACGAACAGAGGCGACGACGCAAGAGCAAAGCGCAAUUUUUCGAGAUGAUUCAGGAAAUUCGAAGGGUUCAAGCCGAGGAACGGGACCUGGGAGUGACCCCAUCCUCGCUGACCUCGCCCAUUUCGGAAAUCGAGACGUGCGACCUGACAAGCCUGAAAACCCCUGCGAGCGAACUGCCCCCGGAGCCGGUUACGACGGCGGUGGAGGAGGCGGCACCGCAGCCGCUUCUUCGACCCCGUCUACCGGAGGAGAACAGCCAGACCGGAAGUCGUUUGGCGCAGUUCCGGCAGGACAGCCUGGAGCAACAGGUGCCGUCGUCCAUCCGGCAUCGCAGGGGGGGCAACGUGCGGCCGGCGUCGCAGGAAAUCGAGGAGCUGAGCACAGCCGAGUGGCAGCUGCGCGAGAUGGAGCUGCGCAGACAGCUGGCGCAGGCGUUGCGCGAAAAGGACGAGCUGCGCGACCGACUACGCAUACUGGAGCGCCGGAUCAAGGAGCCGCCAUGACGCGAGGACGAAAUCUUCGUCUGAGAGGGUGAAAUGCAAUUUAACGCGCGCGCACUUGGCUAACGACGUUUUACUGGGACUAAACGUUAACACCAAAGAAUUGACAUAACUAUACUGUUACUGUUCUCUCUUAACUUUCAGCAAGUGCCCACGAAAACCACGCAUGAAGCGCACGCGACAAAGGUGUGUGCGAUGAAAAAUCAGCAAUAAAAUAAAUUAUUGAAAUUCAGCCAGAACUGGACUGUAAAGAUGGGCCGCGGAAUUCGAUGAGAGAUUUCGAUUUCACUCUUUCACUUUGUCUUGCGGUAAAUAGUACGUCCACGGAAAGCAUCGUUUGAAAAUUCAAAAUCCAUUAUUGUACUCUGCGAAAUACGGCCACACCUGAAGGCUGUUUGUUAGAAAUUAAUAUCGAUCUUUUUGGCGCCGAUUGAAUUGAUUUAAAACUCAUCAUACUCUUGUUCUCUAUAUUAGCAGCAAUUAAUUAAGAGAUUAUGCAGGUUUUUGCGAUUUAAGUAGGUUGCAGUAAUUUAAAAGUAAAAAAAAACAUGUUUUAAAAUAAAGCGAGAAAUUUUCACUUAAAAGGUUAAUCGCACUUUGAAUAGCAAAUAAAAAAAGAGAUUGAAAUUCAAUGGGUGAGGAAAUCCUCAAAAUUAUUGAUUUGUGUGAGCAUGAGCAGAGAUGAGCAUGUCUUGUUACUUGUAACUUAAUAUAAGCCACUUAAAUUUUCCCUUUAAAAAGUAGAUAACUAAAAAAGAGUAAUUAACUAUGUAACAAGUUGCGAAAAUCUAAAUAGGGCAUAUUUGGAAAGUUAAGGACGUAAAACUGUAAAUAAUUAUUUGCUUUGUUUUUGUUGAUUUUCAUGCUGCUGAUGUUUGAUCGUCUCUGAUACACAGAAAAAUAAUAAUCUAUUUAAAAUUAUGUAAAGAGAAAAAAUAAAAUAUGCGAAAACUUACUUUGCUGUUAGAAAUUUUGUUUUGGCUGUAUUUAAGGAAAAGCGUUGACAAAUUCUAACCAACACAAACACUCACACGGAGCGAAAAUGCUUAAUAUUGUUGUUAAUCUAUACAUUAUAUGCGCUGCUGUAUUGUUGAAAUCAUUUAUGUGCGAUUGCUGAAGUCAACAUUUACUUAUUCAUCUCUUCGAAAAUUGAAACAAUAACUUGCACAGGUUUUCAAGCAUUUUCUACUUUUGUGCUUUGACAAACACAAUUGUUUUACUCGUGCACACGAAACCUUUGAACCUUUAGAGGCUUCUGAAAUUAGACUGAGAAAGAAGGCAAAUGAAGUUAUGUGAAGGAAAAAAUGAAGUUUGUUGUAAAUAUUUGUACAGAGUUAUAUCACACGUUGAAAACAUUAAAAAAUAAUGUUCUUGCCAUUUCUUACGAAUAAUAAACUUAAAACCUUUAA
Cloeon dipterum is the source of this 5050-nucleotide messenger RNA. RefSeq names its product glutamate receptor ionotropic, NMDA 3A-like. Gene Ontology annotation, biological process: ionotropic glutamate receptor signaling pathway; monoatomic ion transport. The transcript is spliced from 15 exons. Gene Ontology annotation, molecular function: NMDA glutamate receptor activity. Lineage: Eukaryota; Metazoa; Arthropoda; Insecta; Ephemeroptera; Baetidae. Gene Ontology annotation, cellular component: plasma membrane. Bases 339 to 3644 code for a protein of 1101 amino acids. The record is from RefSeq and is a predicted model, not a curated record.